Eimeria maxima is the source of this 1116-nucleotide messenger RNA. RefSeq names its product Hsc70/Hsp90-organizing protein, putative. The record is from RefSeq and is a predicted model, not a curated record. NCBI's taxonomy places the organism in Eukaryota, Apicomplexa, Conoidasida, Eucoccidiorida, Eimeriidae. The annotation marks the transcript as partial. Gene Ontology annotation, biological process: post-translational protein targeting to endoplasmic reticulum membrane. The transcript is spliced from 7 exons. Gene Ontology annotation, cellular component: TRC complex; membrane. Gene Ontology annotation, molecular function: protein binding; molecular adaptor activity.
GACGUAAGGAUUCGUGAAGGUAUAACGGUAGCCUUAGGUGGUACCCUAGAGGAGGAGGAGGAGGCCCCCCCUAAGCCUGCAAAGGCGCCUGAAGCUGCAAAGGAGCCAGCAGCGCCAAAGAAAGAAUUGACGGAGGAACAGAAGAAGGCAGAGGAGUUCAAGCAGCAGGGAAAUGCGCUGUACAAACAGCGCAAGUUCGAGGAAGCCCUACAGGCAUAUGAUGAAGCAAUCAAGCUCGACCCCAACGAGCUUCUCUACCUCAACAAUAAAGCAGCGGUGUACAUGGAGAUGGGGGAGUACGACAAGUGUUUUGCCGAAUGCAACAAGGCGCUAGAGAAGCGCUAUGAAGUGAAGGCAGACUAUGAUGUGGUGGCUAAGGUAUACAACCGCAUGGCGGCUUGCUACACCCGGCAGAAGGACUACGCGAAGGCUAUUGAGAUGUACGAGAAGUCCUUGUGCGAAUCUAACACAAGACAGACCCGCGCAGCGUUGGCAGAUGUUAAGCGUAUGAAGGAGAAGGCAGACAGAGAGGCAUAUAUAGACCCACAGAAAGCAGAAGAACACAGACAGAAGGGAAACGAAUUCUUUAAAAAUAACGACUUCCCAAGCGCAAAGAAAGAGUAUGACGAGGCAAUUCUGCGUAAUCCUAAGGAUGCAAAACUUUACAGCAACAGAGCUGCUGCAUUGACAAAAUUAUUUGAAUAUCCAUCAGCUUUGAAGGACUGUGACACCGCCAUUAGUCUAGACCCAACAUUUGUUAAGGCAUGGAGCCGCAAGGGUAAUCUGCACUUUCAAUUAAAGGAAUAUGCGAAGGCAUUAGAGGCCUUUGAUAAGGGAUUGGCUAUAGACCCUAAUAGCAAGGAGUGUAUGGAUGGCAAAAUGCAAGUUGUUCGCAAAGUACAGCAGCAGCAACAAUCCGGAGAAAUUGAUGAAGAACAAAUGAGACACGCAAUGGCCGAUCCAGAGAUCCAACAGAUUUUGCGUGACCCCCAGAUGAGCAUAGUGCUGCAAAACGCGCAGGAGAACCCGGCCAUGCUGAAAGAGUACCUUCAGGACCCGAAAAUCCGUGAUGGCAUAAAUAAACUGAUAACUGCCGGCAUCUUGCGGGUGGCAUGA